UCUUUACAAUUUACGAAGAUUCAAAUUUCCUCAUGAUAAAGAAUGAUGAAGUAUAAUGGGGACAUUUGAAUAUUUGUAGACCUCGCCAUCAUCGUUGUGGUGACAGUUCUAUCAGAGUUUCUUCAUGUCCUUUAAAGAUAUAUCUUGUCAAGUCUUUCCCUGUAUGUUCUGUGCAUCCACAUGACCUUUGUACGCGGAUGUCAAACUCUCUUCCAUUUCGGAUAAUAUGACUUCCUGUAAACAUACAAGUGGGUUAUAAAUAUAUGAAUAGGAAGAAAGUCAUCUCAAGCCCUUUUCAACUUUGUGUAGAAUUUGUGUUACCCUUACAAAGAAUUCACACCAGACAACAAACUGAGUCGUGAGGAUGUAAAAUGGCUCCCUUAAAAAUUCCAGACAUGUUCAAGGUGUCGCCUAUGAAAAUCACCAUGACAACUUUCAACGUCAACCAAUCAAAUUAUUCCGUGUCAAAUGAGAACCUCUUGUGGAAGGAAAAUGAAAACAUGGCCAAGACUCUCAUCCCCGCCAUGGCGUUUGUAGGAGUCAUAAUGGUGAUCGGAUUCUUUGGAAACGUUUUAGUAUGUUACAUAUUCACAAGAAGGAUUCCUUUGUCUGUCAACACUUUUCUUCUGGUUAUUCUCGCAGCCUUGGAUCUGGUGAAUUGUACAUUGAACAUGCCGUUUGAAAUAAUAGACCUGCGAUAUUUCUACGUUUUUGAAAGUGAUAUUGCGUGUAAAAUCUUUCGCUUUCUUGUAGCAUUUCCCAAUAUCGACUCGACAUUUGUUUUGUUGAUCAUAACAGUCGACAGAUACAAACGGGUGUGUAGGCCAAUGUCAAUUCAAAUGACGUUUAAAGAUGCUAGGAAGUAUGUUGCCAUAGCAACUGCUGCUGCAAUCCUCCUGUCCUUGCCGGCUGUGUUGAUAUAUGGAACAGAAACAGUGAAAACAAGCAUGAAGGAACUGUAUGGUCAAGACUGUAAAUCUACUGACAAAAUUACGGGCACAGCAUUCCGGUUUUUUUACCAGGUAGCUAUCGGACUAGGUGCAAUGCUUAUCUCCGCGGUAUUAUGUUAUAUUUAUGUCCACAUCUGGAGAGAAAUACGGACACAUGAAAUAAACAUUCGGAAGAAAACCCAAUUCGUCCUAAUGGAUACGAGUAAUUCAACCAAACAUAGCACCACAGGUCCAAGCCCAGGCCAUCAAAGUGAAGAUAUACCAAACGAGAUUAAGGGGAGACCAACCAGCAGAAAACGAAUAACCUUCAUUGCUUUUACCGUGACAUUCGUCUUCAUGUUGAGUUAUCUGCCCCUUGCUGUCAUCAUGGCGGUCCGAAGUGUCCCCGAGCCCAAAUGGCCUCUUGAUGGACUGCUGAGUAGAAUCCUGAUCCGGUUCUGUUACCUUAAUUCUAUGACAAAUCCCUUUGUCUACGGGUUUAUGAGCAAGAGGUUCCGACGUGAGUGUUUUAAAGUAUUUGUCCCAAAAUGUCUUGUCUGUUACGAUCACACACUAGAGAACACUAGAGCCCAUGGUUUCUAAAACAGCUGAUAUGAUGGGUCCACUUUUGGGAGGGCAAAGGUCAGUCGUCACAUGUGUUUUCAACAAUUUGUGAGACUCAAUAUUUAACACAUUUAACCAACCAUUAUAACUGCAACACUCUCAGUAUCUAACACAUUUAAUCAACCAUUAUAACUGCAACACUCAAAAGCUGCGUUAACCCAAGUCACUCAUUCAUUCCUAUAUGUUCUUAUGACUCAUUCAUUCCUAUAUGUUCUUAUGACUCAUUCAUUCCUAUAUGUUCUUAUGACUCAUUCAUUCCUAUAUGUUUUUAUGACCCUUACGAACUGUGUCUUGCGUAACAAGCAGGGCUGUAUCGAUACAUCGAACUAUCGAUGGAUUGCAAUUGUUGAGUCUCCGAUAGCAAUUAUGGUAGAAGAGAUGGUAGGAACGUAAAAUUAUCUUUGCAUGGUGCAUCGAUAGUAUGUGUGACUAUCGAUAGUGUAGUUUAAUUGACUU
Messenger RNA from Haliotis rubra (blacklip abalone), 2009 nucleotides. RefSeq names its product nematocin receptor 2-like. Gene Ontology annotation, biological process: neuropeptide signaling pathway. Bases 372 to 1532 code for a protein of 386 amino acids. The transcript is spliced from 2 exons. Lineage: Eukaryota; Metazoa; Mollusca; Gastropoda; Lepetellida; Haliotidae. The record is from RefSeq and is a predicted model, not a curated record. Gene Ontology annotation, cellular component: membrane. Gene Ontology annotation, molecular function: G protein-coupled peptide receptor activity.